GUCCUCGUUGACACCUCUGUACGUUCAACACAAGCGAUAUUUUGCGACUAAGUACAUUGGACAUUGAAAACGCGAUAUUUUUCAGGCUUCGUCUUCUUCCCCACUAUUAGUGGCGGCUUGCCCUUUCGCAGUUCCUUCUUCCCACCUCUCAAAUGCAGAUCCUGCUCUGCAUCUCUUAUGAGAUCUCUUCGCAUCGUGGCUAUUCUUUUUUUCCUGUGGCGACCAGAUCAUCCCAACGUUGCCUAUCGGCGCGAGCAUCAACUGCCAACUAUCCGUCCCUUGGUUCCCUUCUCUCUCUACUCCAUAGAUGCAAAGAGGUGGACCAACUCUACCAAAUCCACGCUCAAACAGUGGCCUCGGGACUCGUCCGCGACCCUUUUGUGGCCUCCAAAUUGGUCGAAUUCGCCGCCGCUUUUCAUCUUCUGGAGAGCUUGAACCACGCCUUCUUGAUCGCUGAUUGGAUUGGAAACGCACGUACUUUCACGUGGAACGUAGUUCUUAGGGGUUAUUUGAAGACGAGCACUCCACUCAAGGUGAUUUUGGUGUACGCCCAUAUGAGGAAGAGAGGAAUUCAGGUUGAUAGUUUCACGGCUCAGUUUUUGAUCCGGGCUUGUGUCGUCUCCUCGAGGUAUUGUGAAGGCAAGAUGGUCCAUUGCCAUGUUCUGAAAAUGGGGUUCAGUUCGGGCCUGAUCAUACAAACUGCUCUCCUAAAAUUGCACGGUUCUUUUGGUGAUGUACAGGUCGCGCGUCAGUUGUUUGAUAGAAUGUCUUACAGGGAUUCGGUGUCAUGGAAUGCUGUUAUUGCUGUGCAUGUUCAGAAGCGUCAACCUCUUGAGGCACUUUGGCUGUCUUGUGCUAUGAUUAGUGAAAAUUUUAGGGCGAAUGAGGUUGCUGUUGUUAGCAUCCUUUCCGCUUGUUCUAAUAUUGCGAACUUGAAAUUGGGAAAGAUGGUGCAUGGAUAUGUGGUGAAGAAUGUGGUCAAUGUGGACGUCUUCGUCUGUAACUCAUUGGUGGACAUGUACUGUAAAUGUGGCCAGUUAAGUACCGCUCACCAACUUUUUGAUCGAAUGUCUGAAAAAAAUGUGGUGUCAUGGACGGCUUUGAUCAAUGGCUAUACUGAAAAUGGUCUGUUUGAGUCAGCACUGAGGCUUUUCUGGGAAAUGGAGUCUCAAAAUAUUGAACCUGAUCAGGUUGCCGUCUUGGGUAUUCUUUGUACAUGUGCAAAGUCUGGCUAUUCCUUGCUUGCAGAAUUGAUAGAUGACUACGUCAGGAGAAAAGAGUUUGGGGAGAACACUGUGAUAGCUAAUGCACUAAUUGAUAUGCAUGCAAAAUGUGGAAGCUUGGGGAAAGCAUGUCAGAUUUUCAACAGAAUGAGAAAAAGGACAUUAGUUUCUUGGACGGCAAUGAUUAAGGGGCUAUCAAUACAUGGACAUGGAAGAGCUGCUCUUAUUCGAUUUAUUCAGAUGCAAAGGGAAGGGUUCAGACCUGAUGAUGUUGUUUUUCUGAGCGUCUUGCAUGGAUGUAGUCAUGCAGGAUUGGUAGAUGAGGGCCUUCAGUGUUUCAAUUCCAUGGUCAAGGAACAUGGAAUUGCACCAGGCAUGGACCAUUACGGAUGUAUGGUGGAUCUUCUGUGUCGAGCAGGGUUGGUGGCUAAGGCAUUUGAGUUUGUAGAGUCUAUGCCUAUCAAGCCUGAUUCUGUAGUGUGGAGGAGCUUGCUUGGAGCAUGUAAAUACCAUGGAAAUGAUGCUCUGGCAGGGCGAAUCAUGUCUGUUAUACUUGAGUUGGAACCAACUUACAGUGGAAACUAUGUACUGUUAUCAAACAUUUAUGCAUCAAAUUCUCAGUGGGAGAAUGUGUUGGAACUAAGGGAAGGUAUGGCUGUUAGAGGACCCAUCAAUGGUAAGCCGGGUUGCAGUGCGAUUGAGGUAUAAAACAUGUGG
Messenger RNA from Nymphaea colorata (pocket water lily), 1940 nucleotides. RefSeq names its product pentatricopeptide repeat-containing protein At1g08070, chloroplastic-like. The coding region runs from base 153 to 1931 and encodes 592 amino acids. The transcript has a single exon. The record is from RefSeq and is a predicted model, not a curated record. Lineage: Eukaryota; Viridiplantae; Streptophyta; Magnoliopsida; Nymphaeales; Nymphaeaceae. Gene Ontology annotation, biological process: RNA modification. Gene Ontology annotation, molecular function: RNA binding; protein binding.